Molecule: messenger RNA, 2804 nt
Organism: Prinia subflava (tawny-flanked prinia)
Lineage: Eukaryota; Metazoa; Chordata; Aves; Passeriformes; Cisticolidae
Product: sulfotransferase 6B1-like
Exons: 6
Coding region: 67-924 (285 amino acids)
Biological process (GO): sulfation
Cellular component (GO): cytoplasm
Molecular function (GO): sulfotransferase activity
Source: RefSeq, a predicted model, not a curated record
AGUGACUUUUAAAUCUUCCUCCUGUCCCUGUUAUCUGAUUUGCAGGAACCCAAGGCUUAAGCAACCAUGUCCAGCUUCGGCGAGGCAGAGCUCUUGCACACAUUUAAGGGGAUUCCCUUUACCAUCAGGUCUUCUCCAGAACUUUUAAAAUCCUUGGAUGCUUUUGAUGCUAGAGAUGAUGAUGUCCUUUUGGUUUCCUAUCCCAAAUCUGGCACUCACUGGCUGGCAGGAGUUAUAACAAAGCUUUACACGACUCAAGUCACAGUAACAUCUCCCAUUGAAUUUGGAGACAUUUCCCGACUGGAGGAGCUGAAUAAACUUUCAUCAAAGAGAAUCAUCCCAACACACUUAGACUACAACAUGUUACCUCCAAACUUUAAGAAUAAGAAAUGCAAGAUGAUCUACAUCAGCAGAAACCCAAAAGACACUGCAGUUUCCAUGUUUCAUUACUACAGAGAUAACCCCAACCUUCCUACUGUAGACACCUGGACUGCUUUCUUUGAUCUGUUUGUAAAAGGCAAUGUUGUCUGUGGAUCCUGGUUUGAUCAUUUCCUAAGCUGGGCAGAACACGAAGAUGAAACAAACAUCCUCUUUCUGUUCUAUGAAGACAUGAAGAAGGAUCUCCCUAAGGUUGUAAAGGAAAUUACUUUGUUCUUGAAUUUGAACGUCAGUGACAAUGACAUCCAAGACAUCUGCAAGAAGUCCUCAUUCUCAGAGAUGAAGAAUGACACGGAAAAGGAGAACAGUGAUCCCAGUCACACCGUGUGUGCUCUGACAUCCAACAGGAAGCUGAUUUUCCGAAAAGGUGCUGUUGGUGAUUGGAAGAACUACUUCACUCCAAAGCAGAAUAUUAGGUUUCAGGAGAUAUUUAAUGAGAAAAUGAAACUCAACAAGAUGGCAGACAGUUUCAUCUAUGAAUUCUGAGUCCACGUGAAGAACAAUAUCCACUUAUCAAAAAACAUGCACAGACCAAUUGGUGGGAAGUUCUGAAUGGGUGCUCCCAUCAGUUUAUAAUGCUUCCAAUUGGAAGGAUUGUAAACAUGGGGGGUUUAGAACAGGAAAGUUCUGACACAGUGCCAGAGCUGAACUCAGUUCUCUGAGGGCAGGUGUACACGGUUCCACAGAGUCAGGUGUCAGACCUAUUGUCUGACGGCCAAAUCUACAUCAUCAUUUAUUUAUUUUCUUUGCUCCAAGGGGAUGUGAAUAGACUUCAUAAACGUGAAUUAGGAAUUGUACCCAAGACAAUAUGAAGAGAAAAACAAAAACAAACUUGCAAGAAAUUGAAUAUAUUUAAGAAAUCUAAAAACACAUCAUAAGAAAAUGACCAAAAUUUUGACCCCAGACUUGCUCCUUCUGUGAUGCAGCAUGAUUUGGAUGUGCCUAUCUUAUUGGACAUUGUUAUUGAUAAUUAAGUUGAAAACUGCAACAUUUGAAGAUCUGAAGUCUGUUCACAAAUUGUUUUUUCUUUUUUUUUUUUUUAACCGUUUAAAUUUCUUUGAUGUAACUUAUUUCUGGAUUAGGUACCAGAGAGUCUUUGUGUUUUAAAUGCAACUGAUACAAAUCCAAAUAAAUUUCAGCACCACAUGUUGGGCAACUGUAAAUGUGUUUAUUUUCCUUUUGAUUUUCUACCUGAAAAAUGCCUGCUUCCAGUGUUUUGAUAGGAACUAUUUUACUUCCCGCUCCCUGAGCAAGGGAACCAAACCACAACUCAGAGACAGCUUAAUCCAAACAGCACUUACUUAUUUACUCUGCCCUGAUAAAACAGAUUUUCCAAGAAUCAGCUGUCUGUGUCCACAUCCUAGGGACUGUUCUACUCAACCACACAGAUCCAAGGCACAGUUCCUGUGUGUGAGGGAAGCUCCUCCUCUGGGUGUGUUGUUUUUGAGGUACAGCCUUGUUUCAUCAACCCUAAUCUCCCUCCAGCCACACACUUCACACUUGCCAGGCAGCCCUUUCAUUUCAUAUCUGCUUUGUGCAAGCUGGCAUCAACACCUGCAUGAAAACACAGAAUUUAUGGUAUUGAGGAGAGGGGGAGAAAAGGCUGUGUGCAGUCUUUUGCCAUUUACCAAUUCAACACAACCUGAGUGAGAUGAUGAUAACCAUUUGCUUUGUUACUUUGCUCUUCUGACAUUAAAAUUACUCACUCUUCCUCCAAAAUGCCACUGUUGCCCUCCUUUCAGGUGUCAUUCUUCUACUAAUAAAACGUGGCAAGAGAUCAGCUAAUGAAAAUGAACAUUUUACUUAGAGACUUAUUUUUUUCUGGCCCUGAGGAAAUGAGGUUUGUGAGCGAGUUUAGCUGCACUGACUGCUGUAAGCAGCAUUUGCACCACACAUUGUAUGCACACACAAAAAGGAUCAUUUACAUCAACUUCAUACAACAUGGAACUGUGUGUGAAGGGCCAGGAUGAGGAUUUGCCUUGUGGCUCAAGGUGAGCUUGGUAAACUACUUAAACCUAUCCAUCAGCCAGGGAGGUAACACUGUGCUCAAAGUACAGUCGGUUUCCUAGCUGCUUCAGGGGCAUGAGGAAUUAAUCAGUUUACAGCACGGCCUACUGGCUAAAUUAAGGAUUUACCUAGAUUAACAACAACAACAAAAAACCAAAAAGGCUCAGUAGGUGAAUGAAACAGAGCUAGGCCAUGUGUCUCUGUGCUAUCCAAGCUCUGACACCAAUGUCAGCAGCCGAAUUGCAGCAGCCCAGGCUCGAGUUCCCUUGCUCCUCAGCACAGGCCGCAGUACACAGGCAAGGCACAGGUCCAGUUUGCUCUCCACAUUGCCAUGCACUGCCUGCAGCUUCACCCCAAAG